AUGCGGUCAGAGAAGCUUCAGCCUGGCGAUUUAGUUCUUGUCUUCGACGAGAAACGCGCAAUCGACAAAUCGAAAGCUAGGAAACUUACAUACCGUUGGCAAGGCCCUUUACGAGUCCACUCUGUGUCUGAGAACUCGGCAUCGUACCGCCUAGAGACGCUUGCUGGUGACCUUAUCACGAGGGCCACAUACGCUGGGAAACGUCUCAAGAGAUAUAUCGAGAACGACGCCGGUUUCUGGGAAUCGGAGGAUCCUGCGUGGGCCAAAGCCAAGCUCAAAGACGAAAUAACCCCCUUCUUCCCAGCCCAGGACCACCAAGACGAACUUUGGGAAGUAGACAUGGCUCCUAGCCCUGAUCAGGACGAAGACAUCAUGCAGACACGAUCGAGGCUUCAACAGCUACGCCUCGAAAAAGAAAACGACACGCUCCGCAGAGAACUAGAGCAUUGGAAGUCAUCGUCCAGACUUGCGAUUGACAUCCAACCCAAGGACUCGGCAAAGGACGCGCAGUAUACUGACAUGACACAGCAAGCCUGA
This is a messenger RNA of Colletotrichum spaethianum, 537 nucleotides long. RefSeq lists its product as uncharacterized. Lineage: Eukaryota; Fungi; Ascomycota; Sordariomycetes; Glomerellales; Glomerellaceae. The coding region runs from base 1 to 537 and encodes 178 amino acids. The transcript has a single exon. The record is from RefSeq and is a predicted model, not a curated record.